ACGGUUAUAUUUUAUGCGACAGCGCUAUAGAAGGCUUAUCGGAAUUUAUGCAUUUUCAAUAUAAAAUCGAACAAUAAAGCCAUAAUAAGAAAAAGGCACACGGGUAACGGCAAUGCAGUGAAAAAUGUAUUUGCUUUUUGUAUUCUUUGUUUUCUGCAUGAGAGUGGAUGGGAUUCCAAAGGAUUCGAGCGGCAGUGAAGACGUCACAGGCCUCGUGACGUCACUGAGGAAUGAUGCAAACUUAGACCUGUCUGAGGAUGAGGAAUAUGAGGAUCUACGUGCCGAGUUCCUGGCUUACCACUCCGCUCUAUCAUCGCUUGCUUCGUCACGACGAUCCCUGAUCAGCACACCGUGUUGGUCACAAGGAGGAAUUUGUAUCAAUUACAAGCUCUGUCCCCGGCAUCUACAUCUUACAGAAAUACCAGGCUGUAAGAACAGGCUAAAUGUUUGCUGUUUUGUAUGGAACCAAUAUGAAGUUCGAGAUAUGAGAGAUAAGGGGAUCCAUAACAUAGCGUUCCCCUGGAGCCCUAAACAUGAUUAUGGAGGUGAAGGAAUCAUUACUGUAACCAAGAAGAAACUUAAAAUGAAGAGAAAACCCACCACUGAAACAGCAAUUGUUUUUACUUUAUAAAAAAACAAAAUUUCAUUUCAUUUGCAAAUAGAUAAAUAUCUAAUAUAAAAUAUAAGCAAAAAACUAUAUUGAUGACG
Pieris napi is the source of this 708-nucleotide messenger RNA. RefSeq lists its product as uncharacterized. Bases 125 to 631 code for a protein of 168 amino acids. The record is from RefSeq and is a predicted model, not a curated record. The transcript is spliced from 2 exons. NCBI's taxonomy places the organism in Eukaryota, Metazoa, Arthropoda, Insecta, Lepidoptera, Pieridae.